CUUAAACUCAACCACUGAAUAAAAGAAUCCUAAUAAAGGAAUUUCUGUUAUUGUAGAAUGAGUCAAGAAUUUGCCCACGGACAAGGCAACAACAAUGAACACGCCAGUGUUCAUACUAAAGCAUCUAGCUUCACCCCUCCCAUCCAAAAUGAACCCGUCAAUCAACAAAAUUUUGGAAAUAACCCGAACGCUAGUGGUCAACCCGACCUUGUGAUUCCAACUUUUUUGGCUAGUGUGUUACAACAGAUAGCCAACGCGCCAAUAUUUCAACCACCUCCACCAGCGCCACCUUGAGUGAUAACCUACAAAAUGCUAAGGGAUAACGACGCAGAAUUAUUCCUUGGGGAUCGCAUCGGUGAACCCCAAAUUGCGUGGGACUGGAUCGAGCAGACUGCUCGAGUGUUGGAGGAUCUCAAUGUACCCAUGGACAACUAUCCUCGACUGGCUUCUCAACUGCUGCGCAAGGAAGCCUACGAGUGGUGGAAGAGGACCGAUGAGAGUGCGGGAACCCCUAUGCCGUGGACAUGGACACAUUUCGAAUGGGCAUUCAAGCAAGAAUAUAUUCCGAAAUGUUUUAGCGAGGAAAGAUGUAAGGAAUUUGUUGAACUGAAACAGGGAAACAUGACACUCCCUGAAUACCGUCAGAAGUUCACCAAACUUGCAAAGUUUGCGCCAACCUUGGUGAGUACCCCAACCAAUCGCAUUGAGGAGUUCAGGACGAAACUUCGACCUGGCCUCAGGUCACGUGUGUCCGUCCUUACCACCAUGGAUUUCGCAGAGGCCUACGAGAUCAUAGCCAGGGCAGAUAGUGACCUGAGGGCUUGCAUAGAGUAUCUUAAGGCAAACAAUGCUGGCUCAAGCACUCACCGUCCCACUAGCUCUGCCUCAAAAGGAAAAAGGCCUUUCCAGGAAUCUAGUAGUUCAAAUUUCUCUAAAAAGGGAAAAUCUAUGCAAACUCAGUCGAUGGCAUCCGUUGAUAAGUCUAGAAAGCGAAGGUAUCCUGCUUGCGAACACCGUGGAAGGAAUCACCCUGGAGAAUGCUGGUUGAAACAAGGGUUGUGCCUUGGCUGUGGAAAACCAGGACACUUCCGAAAGGAGUGCCCUACAAACCUCGGAGAACCGUAUCCACCUGCCCCUGUUGUCAGUCAAGCAGCAUCAGCACGACCUGCACCAAGUCAACGCUCAACAGCGGGGUCUAAUCCAGCCAAGAAUCAGAACCAACAACAAGGACGAGCUCCUGCUCGUACAUAUGCGAUGAAAGCACAAACUGAGGAAAACCCUGACGUCAUUCAGAAAGUUGGGGAAACCAUCAUGCACAAAACCGAAGAUGAGUAUGAUGAGCGGGAUAUCAAGAAGAUAGAAAACAACGCCAAGGCUAUUAACAUCAUCUAUUGUGCCGUAAACCCGGAUGACUACCGGAAGAUCUCUUGUUGUUCCACCGCCAAGGAAAUGUGGGACAAGCUAGAAAUCACAUAUGAAGGUACGCAUCAAGUCCGAGAAGCUAAGAUAGAUUUUCUAACCCAUGAGUAUGAACUAUUUCGUAUGAAGGAGAACGAGAAAAUCGACGAUAUGUUUGAACGAUUUUCAAAAAUUGUAAACGAUCUUCAUGCUCUCAAGAAGACAUACACGGACAAGGAGCUUGUGAGAAAAAUCCUGCGGAGUCUCACACCAGAAUGGCGCUCCAAAGCCGAUGCUAUCCAAGAAUCUAUCAGCAUCACCAGUGUCACCAUUGACGGGCUUAGAGGUAACCUCAAAACCUAUGAGUCUACCAUUCUUUACCCCUCUUUAGGUGAAGAAAAGAAGAAUGGGAUUGCACUCAAGGCGUCCACAAGUCAAGAACGUGAUGUGGAGGACUCGAGUGACAAAGAAGAGUUCGGGGUCGUGCUUAAGAAAUUCCAUAAGUUCAUGCGCAAGGAGUUUGAACGAAAAGGAAAGAAGCAAGGAGAAACACCCAAAUGCUAUGGGUGUGGAGAAGUUGGGCAUAUAAAACCAAAAUGCCCAAAUACCAAGAAUGAGAAGAAACCGUUCAAGAAGCACCGAGCUUACAUCUCGUGGGGAGGUGAUUCCGACGACGAGUCAUCGGAAGGCGAAGAAAAUGAGAGCGCCAACCUUUGCCUCAUGGCACACGAGGAACCACCAGAAGAGAUCGAGCAGACUGCUCGAGUGUUGGGAGAUCUGAACGUACCUCUUAACGACUACCCGAGGCUUGCAACAAAAUUACUUCGCAGAGAAGCCUACGAGUGGUGGAAACGCACUGAUGAGAGCGAUGAAACCCCGAAACCAUGGACAUGGGAAUUCUUCGAUUGGGCAUUUAAAAAGGAGUAUAUUCCAGCACGUUUCCGUGAAGAGAAACACACGGAAUUUGUUGAGUUGCGACAAGGGGAUAUGACGCUCCCCGAAUAUCGCCAAAAAUUUGUCAGUCUCGCCAAAUUUGCACCAACGUUGGUGAGCACCAGAACUGGUCGUAUUGAGGAGAUCAGGUCAAAACUCCAACCUGAUCUUAGGGCACAAGUAUCCGUCAUACCACGGUAGAUUUUACAGCUGCUUAUGAUUUGAUCGUAAAGCGGACAAAGACUUGAGUGCUUGCAAAGAAUACUUGAAGAAAGAAGGUUUUGGUCC
Molecule: messenger RNA, 2619 nt
Organism: Cuscuta campestris
Lineage: Eukaryota; Viridiplantae; Streptophyta; Magnoliopsida; Solanales; Convolvulaceae
Source: the annotation of a GenBank genome assembly